AUGAGGAUAUCAUCAACAGUAGCGAUACUUCAACUCCUCGCCGCCUCCGGAGCAGCGCAAGACCUCGCCUUCACUGCGCCGGACCUCUCAUCUACUGGCGACAAUGGCUUCACAGUUGGACAAGACGUUAGGAUAUCAUGGACGACGCCGUUCAAUGAGACGUCGUUGAUUCUGUUUGAGCGAGGCGAUGACGGGGACUGGGCGUUCGAUACACUUGCUGUCAACAAUGCGCAAUCAGACACAUCGCUCGUGUGGCGCGUCGAUACGAUACAGCAAAGCAAUCUUGGAAAUCUGAUGUACUUUGCCAUCGAAAAUGGCAACGAUAUUACCUGCGAUGGCUGCGUGCUCAAGAGUCCUUUCUUCGAAUUGAGUGAAGGCAGCGAAAGUGGCAGCUCGCCUGCGUCGUCGCGGGCGCCUUCAUUGACGAGGUCAAGGCCGGCACUCACACCGUCAUCGACAAGAGAAGGAGGUACAGCGUCUGCCUCGUCGACAGGAGGGGCUGCGCCCACAUCUGCGUCACAAAGCACAAGGACGAAUCAGACACCGGGGACUGCAAGAACGUCGCAGACGCGAGAUGGAGCAUCUCAACACGCAACGCCGGCGAUGCAAUCGCCUGGUCCAGCUGCCGCCGGUGCAGUGAACCAGCAGACUUCUCCUGACGGUGCUGACCAGACCUCAGCCAGACGGUCUCACGAUCUCAAGAUUGGUCUCGGCGUCGGCUUAGGAGUAGGCAUUCCGUUGCUCCUUCUGCUUCUGGGCUUACUGUUCCUCUUCCUACGACGCCGCAGACGACGCGUAGAACAACACCGCUUCAGCUACCAUCCCACCCAAUCCGGUAAUUGGACCGAAGACGCCGCGAAAAAAGGCGAGAUGCAGGAGAACGAAGUUGCGGACGCCGGCGCAGGUGCCGAUCUAGGUGCGGGUGUGGGUGCAGAAGCAGGAGCAGGCGUAGGAACAGCUGCGGUGACUGGUCUGAAGUCUUCAUCCUCCCAGCACUCAAAGGCCAGUCACACAUCGAUACCGACAGGCGCAGUAGCAGGCGUUCGAUCCCAGUCUCCAGAGCCUGCACCGAAUCCAUUCCGCGCUUCAUACGCUUCGUUCGCUCCAAGCGCAGCGAGCCGGAAAUCGUUCUUCGAGCCAUUCGACUUCGAGAAGCCGCAGGCUAAGGAAGAGUUCGUACCAGGUUUGCUCGGACGAGCUGCUGUGGCUGGCGAUGAGAAAGCGGUCCAGCCUGACGACGCAAGCAGCACGUACAGCGUGCCUGAAGCGUACGGUCCUGGAAGUCCCAGUGAUGCGGCGGCAGUGGCGGGUCCGAGCGGUCACAAUGGUGCGUUCAGGCGGCCGAGCAACGAUAUGUCAUUUAUCGCGGGCACGGACUUGAGCAGUCUUGAAGGACCGCCGCAACGGCCGCAGCCUGCAGAUGGGUCGUCCCAGUAUGCUGCGCAGUAUGCGGAUGGGCGGCAUUGGCCCUUGCCGUGA
Saxophila tyrrhenica is the source of this 1479-nucleotide messenger RNA. RefSeq lists its product as uncharacterized. The transcript is spliced from 2 exons. The record is from RefSeq and is a predicted model, not a curated record. The coding region runs from base 1 to 1479 and encodes 492 amino acids. Lineage: Eukaryota; Fungi; Ascomycota; Dothideomycetes; Mycosphaerellales; Extremaceae.